UGCGCACAGAACACUGGGUCGGCCGCCAUGACUUCCGCGAAAGAAUAUCGGAGGCGGAGGGUAGGGGAACGCGCGAGAUCAACUUGAAGAGAAGCUUUCUGAGGUCUAGAUCGGAAAGCGAGGGCUGUGGGAGAGACAAGAGCACACUUGGUGGUCUGCGACCUGGCGCCAGUAUGCGGCGCAACACGGUGUCGGAGGAGGUGCCUUCGGCAAGAGUGCUGGCCCAGCGAGCCAGGGCGGAGCGCUGCCGCUCGGUAAAGCUUGCCUGGCUCUCCUCCACGGCGACGACUCGGAAGGUGAGGAUGAGCGGUGAGGAGGCGGUGUGGGACGUGCUGCAGGGUCACGUGACCGCUGCGCGCAGGCCCGCCCCCCGGCUGCUCAAGGUGUUCAUCGCCUCCACCAGGACCGAUUUCGCGGAGGAACGGCGACAGCUGCUGGAAGUGGUGGGUCCAGAGCUGCAGAGCCAGUACGACAACAUGGGGCUGGAGGUGGAGCUGGUGGACAUGCACUACGGCACGGCCAGCGACCCCGCGCUGGACGCGCCGCUGUUCGAGGACCACCUGCACGAGAUCCGCCACUGCCACGCCGUCUCGCGCGGCUGCUUCUUCCUGUGCCUCGUGGGCAACAAGUACCUGCCGUACGCGCUGCCGCGGCGGCUGGACGGCGAGACGUACGAGGCGCUGUACGCCGCGGCCGCCGACCUCUCGCUGCGCGCCGACCUGCUGCACACCUGCUUCUGCCGCGACGACGCCGCGCCGGCCGCCAGCUACGUGCUGCAGCAGCCCAGGUAG
Molecule: messenger RNA, 791 nt
Organism: Schistocerca serialis cubense
Lineage: Eukaryota; Metazoa; Arthropoda; Insecta; Orthoptera; Acrididae
Product: NACHT and WD repeat domain-containing protein 2-like
Exons: 5
Coding region: 174-791 (205 amino acids)
Source: RefSeq, a predicted model, not a curated record